This is a messenger RNA of Penaeus vannamei (Pacific white shrimp), 2076 nucleotides long. NCBI's taxonomy places the organism in Eukaryota, Metazoa, Arthropoda, Malacostraca, Decapoda, Penaeidae. The record is from RefSeq and is a predicted model, not a curated record.
AUGACGGUGGUGGUGGUCAUGGUAGUGCUGGCGCAAAGACCACCUCCUUUAAGAGCACCAUCCGGCAGAAACCAUCCCGCAGAAGACCGUUUCUCACAAAAGACCACCUCCCACAAAGACCACCUCCCGCAAAGACCACCUCCCGCAAAGACCGCCCCACAAAGACCACUGCAAAGACACCUCCCACAAAGACAACAAAGACCACAAAGACCACCUCCACAAAGACCAAAAGACCACAAAAAUAUUAGUGCAAUCAAUUACUGGAAAGACCACCUCCCGCAAAGACCACCUCCGCAAGACCACCUUCCGCAAACACCACCUUUCCGCAAAGACACUUCCCACAAAGACCACCUCCCGCAAAGACCACCUCCCGCAAAGACCGCCUCCCACAAAGACCAAUUACUGCAAAGACCACCUCCCACAAAGACCACCUCCCGCAAAGACCACCUCCAACAAAAAACACCUCACGCAAAGACCACCUCCAACAAAGACCACAUCCAACAAAUACCAAUUAGUGCAAAGAACCACCUCCACAAAGACCAAAGACCGACCAACCUCCCGCAAAGACCACCUCCAAAAGACCACCUCCCACAAAGAGCAACCCACCUCCACAAAGACCACCUCCCGCAAAGACCACCUCCCGCAAAGACCACCUCCACAAAGGAGCGACCACCUCCACAAACCACUCCCGCAAAGACCACCUCCACCAAAGACCACCUCCACAAAGACCAACCUCCCACAAAGACCACCUCCACAAAGACCACCUCCCGCAAAGACCACCUCCACAAAGACCACUUCCCGCAAAGACCACCUCCAAAGACCACCUCCACAAAGACCACCUCCCGCAAAGACACCUCCACAAAGACCACCUCCCGCAAAGACCACCUCCACAAAGACCACCCCCGCACCACCUCCAACAAAAAAACACCUCCCGCAAAGACCACCUCCAACAAAGACCACAUCCAACAAAGACCAAUUAGUGCAAAGACCACCUCCACAAAGACCACCUCCCGCAAAGACCACCUCCACAAAGACCACCUCCCGCAAGACCACCUCCAGACCACCUCCCGCAAAGACCACCUCCACAAAGACCACCUCCCGCAAAGACCACCUCCACAAAGACUCCCGCCAGACAAAGACGCAAAGACACCUCGACAAAGACCACCUCCGCAAAGACCACCUCCAACAAAGACCACCUCCGCAAAGACACACCUCCACAAAACACAAAGACCACGAAAGACCACACCUCCAAAGACCACCUCGCAAAGACCACUCCACAAAGACCACCUCCCGCAAAGACCACCUCCACAAAGACCACCUCCCGCAAAGACCACCUCCACAAAGACCACCUCCCGCAAAGACCACCUCCACAAAGACCACCCGCAAAAGACCACUCCACAAAGACCACCUCCCGCAAAGACCACCUCCCGCAAAGACCACUCCGCAAAGACACCUCUCCCGCAAAGACCACCUCCACAAAGACCACCUCCUCGCAUCCAAGACCACCUCCCGCAAAGACACCUCCAACAAAAACACCUCCCGCAAAUCCAGACCACAUCCAACAAAGACCAAUUAGUGCAAAGACCACCUCCACAAAGACCACCUCCCGCAAAGACCACCUCCACAAAGAACCACCUCCCGCAAAGACCACCUCCACAAAGAGCACCACCUCCACAAAGACCACCUCCCGCAAAGACCACCUCCACAAAGACCACCUCCCUCCACAAAGACUCCCGCAAAGACCACCUCCACAAAAGACCACCUCCCUCAAAGACCACCUCCAAAAGACCACCUCCCGCAAAGACCCACCUCCCGCAAAGACCACCUCCACAAAGACCACCCCCGCAAAGAACCUCCACAAAGACCACCUCCCGCAAAGACACCUCCACAAAGACCAACCUCCAACCACCUCCAACAAAGACCACCUCAUCGCAAAGACCACCUCCCGCAAAGACAAACUCCAACAAAGACCACCUCAUCGCAAAGACACCUCCCGCAAAGACCACCUCCAACAACGACCACACACAAUCUCCGCGGCGCCCAUUGGCGAUCACCACGCCGCGAACACCCGAUUAA